Molecule: messenger RNA, 1099 nt
Organism: Artibeus jamaicensis (Jamaican fruit-eating bat)
Lineage: Eukaryota; Metazoa; Chordata; Mammalia; Chiroptera; Phyllostomidae
Gene: IL12B
Product: interleukin 12B
Exons: 8
Coding region: 32-1021 (329 amino acids)
Biological process (GO): cytokine-mediated signaling pathway; immunoglobulin mediated immune response
Cellular component (GO): membrane; external side of plasma membrane
Molecular function (GO): protein binding; cytokine receptor activity
Source: RefSeq, a predicted model, not a curated record
CAGUGAACUCUGUGUCUCGGCCAGAAGCAAGAUGCAUCAGCAGCAGUUGGUCCUCUCCUGCUUGUCCCUGGUUUUCCUGGCAUCUCCUCUCCUGGCCAUAUGGGAACUGGAGAAAGAUGUUUAUGUUGUAGAAUUGGACUGGUAUCCUGAUGCCCCUGGAGAAACAGUGGUCCUCACCUGCGAUACCCCUGAAGAAGAUGGCAUCACAUGGAGCUCGGACCAGAGCAGUGAUGUCUUAGGCUCCGGCAAAAACUUGACCAUCCAAGUCAAAGAGUUUGGAAAUGCUGGCCAGUAUACCUGUCACAAGGGAGGCGAGGUUCUCCGCCAUUCUCUCCUUCUGCUUCACAAAAGCGAAGAUGGAAUUUGGUCCACUGAUAUUUUAAAAGAUCAGAAAGAGCCCAAAAAUAAGACCUUUCUAAAAUGUGAAGCAAAGAAUUAUUCUGGACAUUUCACCUGCUGGUGGCUGACAGCGAUCAGUACUGAUCUGAAAUUCAGUGUGAAAAGCAGCAGGGGUUCCUCUGACCCCCGAGGAGUGACCUGUGGAGCGGCAACACUCUCGGCAGAGAAGGUCAGAGUGGACCACAGGGAGUAUAGGAAGUACACGGUGGAGUGCCAGGAGGGCAGUGCCUGCCCAGCUGCCGAGGAGAGGCUGCCCAUCGAAGUCGUGGUGGAUGCUGUUCACAAGCUCAAGUAUGAAAACUAUACCAGCAGCUUCUUCAUCAGGGACAUCAUCAAACCAGAUCCACCCAAGAACCUGCAGGUGAAGCCAUUAAAGAAUUCCCGACAGGUGGAGGUCAGCUGGGAGUACCCUGACACCUGGAGCACCCCACAUUCCUACUUCUCCCUGACAUUUUCUCUUCAGGUUCAGGGCAAGAACAAGAGAGAAAAGAAAGAUAGACCCUUCGUAGACAAAACCUCAGCUCACAUCACAUGCCACAAGGAUGCCGUGAUCCGAGUGCAAGCCCGAGACCGCUACUAUAACUCACCCUGGAGCGAAUGGGCAUCUGUGUCCUGCAGUUAGAUUCUGCUCCCAGGAUGAAAACUUGGAGGAAAAAAGGAAGACAUGCAAAAUUUCUUAAAGACACAAUGCAACAGACCC